Messenger RNA from Grosmannia clavigera kw1407, 3282 nucleotides. Its product is annotated as nacht and ankyrin domain containing protein. The coding region runs from base 1 to 3282 and encodes 1093 amino acids. Gene Ontology annotation, molecular function: protein binding. The transcript is spliced from 2 exons. The record is from RefSeq and is a predicted model, not a curated record. NCBI's taxonomy places the organism in Eukaryota, Fungi, Ascomycota, Sordariomycetes, Ophiostomatales, Ophiostomataceae.
AUGUCUUUCGGUUGGUCUGUAGGCGAUCUCAUCGCUGCCAUCGAUGUGGUCUGCAAAGUCGCCAAUGCGCUCAGUGAAACCAAUGGGUCUGCUGUUGAAUUCCAAGAAACGAUUCAAUGGUUAAGCUCGGUAGGUAAGGUUCUUAAGCGAUUGCAAGCUGCCCCGAAAGCAGCUCCUGAGACGGACAUAAAAACCAUACUCGCCGCCGUGCUCGCAUUCCAGAAUGAGUUGAUCAAAGAGUAUGGCGACACAUUAGGACCUAUGAGGCACUCUGGUGUGAUGCAGGGCGCCAAGCGGAAGUACGACAUGGUGAGAUAUCGGAUGACUGUGAAGGACAAGGUGAAGGUUCUGCGGAAAAAGGUUCAAGCUUCCCUUGACGUGCUCGACAUGAAUCUGGGUAUUGAUAUCCACGCAACGGUUAAGGAUACGAACGAAGUGACGCGUUCUAUGCAAAAUGUUCUGAAGAGCGACAAAGAAAAGAAAGAAAAGGAAGACCGCGAAAUUGCGCUGGCAAAGGUUUCAAAAUGGCUGAAUCCGGUUGUGGCAACGAGGGAUAGGUUUGACGAGCGCUCGGAAACCAACGUGGUUGGAUCGGGACAAUGGCUUCUGCACACGGAGGCAUACCAAAAGUGGAUAUCGUCACUCAGUGCGAACGGGCAGGAAACGAACGAGCAAAAUGAAUAUGAUGCAGCCAGACGAUUACUAUGGAUCACGGGCAUUCCAGGCUCAGGCAAGACGAGCCUGGCCACGAGUUUGGUACAGGAGUUUGGGAAGGCCACUCGAGGGAAAAUGUUUAAAACGGCCUAUUUCUAUUGCGAGACCCGCGAGCAAAAAACGACAACGCUUCGUGCCAUCCUGCGUACAUGGACGUGGCAGCUGAUGCAACAGUGCACAUGGGAUGCAGAAGGCUUGGCUGAACUCACAAAGGCCCGGAUGUCCGAGCCCGAUCCUGGUUUGUUCACCCUCAAGAAAAUUCUGGUAGAUCUCAUUCGCCGGGAAAAGGACGUGGUCUUGGUUCUCGAUGGACUGGACGAAUGCGCUGAGAACGACCGCAAGAAAUUCAUCACCGGGGUGCUGCCCAUCUUGCUUCAGAACGCGCCCUGUGCCAUCUUCAGCCGUCUGUCCAACAACCUUGUUCAGCUCGUGGAUGGGGCGCUGCCUAAAACGUACCAACAGCUUCACAUCAGCCCUGCAGAUACGGCAGGGGAUAUGCGCAAGUUCUCUGCGCAGGAAAUUGGGACUUUGAAGAAAACGUCUGCAGAGAUGCAGAAGGAACUUAUGCACGCUUUUGAGCGACGCGCCAAUGGUAUGUUUCUGUGGGUAGAGCUUAUGGUUCGCACUCUUCAGGACUGUCUACUGGAGGAUUACGUUUCCGAGAUUGAGGAGGCUCCAGUUCAGCUGAACGAUGUGUACCGCAGCAUACUGGGGGACAUUUGGAGUCGGUCACAGAGCGUGCGCAGACACUCAAAGUUCAUUCUGCGGUUGCUGACAUGUGCGGCGCGACCAUUGUCUUUGAAGGAGAUCUCGACUGCCCUUCAGGUAACGGUCGAUGAGCCUACGUUUCGUUACGGGAAGAGCAACGACGGCAGCAUUUUGAGCGUGCCAGAACUGCUUGGGUUCUGCGGCUCGAUGGUUACCGUAACGAGCAACACAACCGAUCCCAUAGUGUCGUUGGUUCAUGAGUCGGCCAGGGAAUAUCUGGCCGAUCCCGACAAUCGAGGACAGAUCUUCGGCGAUCUCAUUGUGGACGAACAAGAGACCCAUGGACUGAUGGCACGCAUAUGCCUCACGUAUCUGUGCUACAACAACGUGCCUGCGUUUCCCUACGAAGCCGACCUUCUCCCAGGAGAACCUCGCCAAACCGAUCGAGCGCCUCUCCAGAGGACUGCUGAUGCCUAUUUGGAUCGAAUCAUGCUGCAACGUUAUGCGACGACGCAGUGGGCCUGGCACGUGUUGGCGUCGGAAAGUCCUUUGAGCCACGAUACAACGGCAUCGCUGCUGCGACUCUGCCGCUCUGAAGAAAGCACGAUUCGAUGGGCGCAGACGGCUCUGUUUGUGCUGAUCGACCGUGCAAGCAUAACUGGACGUGGCACGCAGGACGACUCCAAGCUGCUGGCGCCGAUUUGCGAGCGCAUUUUUGACGAGCCGGCCAGGCGAGAGUAUGCAGACUGGCUUUCCCAUCUGACGGGGAACCGAGCCGAGCGCACAUUUUCGCGGUGGACACGGCUCAUGAUGCCAGGAGACGGUGAUAUUUUCCCGUCCGAUGUGCAUGUGGCAGCGCAUUUCGACUUUCUGGACUACUUGCGCAACUACCUCGAAGCUGGCGGAGAUCCCAACCGGAAGACCGUCACGGGAAACACGCCUUUGCACGCCUGUGCCCACUGUGAAACGGUGGCCAGUGCAGAGCUUCUUUUGAAGCAUAAAGCCGACCCGAACGUGCAGGGUUUCGCUGGGAUCGAUGCGAUGGCCUGGGGCAUGGGCAUCACUCCGCCCAAUGACAUCCACACGGGGCACUUUUCCGUGGCCGAAGUUCUGCUCAAGGCCGGUGCGGACCCGUUUUCCGGCCCCUUCGAUGAGCAUAGUACCUUUUGCCGCGCGAUGGUCAUGGCUCUGACCGACUUGCCGCCCUACAGCGACGGCCGUCGGCGGUUGGUCGCUGACGACCCUUGGGUACUGGAUCUGUUUACGAAAAUGAUGGAGACGAACACCGUCCAACGACAGGCAAGACUGCAACAGGUCGUAGACAGAAAAUGGAUGCUGUCAGAGGUCAUAAGAAAGGGUGCCUUGCCAUUGGCGCAUUUCUUAAUAUUCCAUGGAGCCAAUAUCAGUCUUAUCGAUCCCGAGGAUAAAGCUGUACUUGACGUAGGCCAAGUGGCUAGAGUCGAUGGUGCAGGAACACUGCCGGGCAGCUUGGAAGGAAAGCUGGUAUCGAAAAUUCGCACUUAUGCAAAUAGUAUGGACGACAGCGACAACAGCCUCGACAACGACAGAAAGUACUGGCCAGAGACAGCCGACGAUGUGUUUCGGGCAUACCUGGUACUGCAAUCAAUGCUCCGAGCGUCUCGGCAGUCUUCAUCGCAGCCACGCGUGGCUAUCCACACAAUUAUCGUCCAUAUUUUGAACACCGCCGGAUAUUGGCUGAAACUGACGGCGUCCCGUGAGGAGCCGCAGUCUUACAACCAAGACCGCAGCCAGAUAGAUCCUGUCUAUCUGACUACUCCGCCCCUUCUGGGACGAAAGCUGCGGCCCCUACGAUCAGUCAUACACAUGGUUUUCGUUUAA